UACAUAAAGGAGGAGAAUUGCAUCAUUUCUGUUCUAUAACCUCCCAAUGUUUCAGAACACCCUUCUCCUUGCAGCAGGGUUCGCUGUUUUUCUUGCAACCCUGUUCCAUUCAAGUUGCAGCUUGAAAGUCCAUAAUUUACCUGACAACAUGGAUGUUGAAACCAUACCUUACAAUUGUACUCACCAUUCUUCUUGUGGCAAUAUCAGCAACAUCAAAUACCCUUUUCGAUUGAAGGGAGACCCACCAAACUGCGGUGACCCAAACUACGAACUCUCUUGCGAAAACAAUCAAACUAUACUCAGCUCCAAUUCUGAACAAUACGUGGUAAAGGCUAUCAACUACAACAGCUACACAAUCCGGAUUGCCGAUUUUGGAGUCCAUGAUGGGAUUUGCUCCUCCAGACCGAUCAAUUCCUUCUCAGACUUCUACAAAAAUGCUUGUGGGGGAGGAGUUGAUUGCAGCUAUCCGCUGUAUCAGUUCCCCAUAGUGUACGGUUUGGUUUAUGUAAGCUGUGAAACUCCAAUGAAAUCUCGAAAUUAUGUGGACCUUUCUCCCUGUAUCGUCGAAACCAAAUCCACCAACAACAGAAGAUACCAUUAUGUUCUGGUUGGUGAUGUUUCUUAUGCAGAGUUGAAUGACUCAUGUACAAUUGAUUUCAUUACCGUCACAUCAUUUGAUCGCAAGAGGAACUUUUCCUACAUGGACAUCCAUGAGAAGCUUGUUUACGGUAUCGAACUUCCGUGGAUUGAAACUGGGUGUUCAGUUUGCAGAGGAGAAGGUUUUUGUUGUUUCGAGAACGAUACCGUUAUCCAUAGCUGCAACGGCAACAAAUACUGCACCAACCCAUCAUUUCAUUGCGGCUUCCAUUGCGUGCUCUUUUGGGUUCUCAGACGAGCUUAUUGGUUUGUGACCACAAUGCGUGGUGAGUUUUCAUUAAAUUAUGUUCAGAAUUUACUCUUAGAAUGUAGUUUUACCUUGGAGAUUAGGUUGCAAACCUACAAGAACUUGGUAUCUAAGGAAUGGAUUUUCUCAUUCAACCAAUUUAAUUACUCUUCCUGGUUUUGUAUUGCAGUACCAUUAAUUGGUAUAUCAGCUUUUCUUGUGGCAAGGCUAUUAUUUGGAUUUAUCUGUCUCUUCACAAUUGUGUUUUGUAAAUGGCGCAAGAGGCAUUUAUCAAUGGAUGAUUCUCUUGAAAAGUUUCUACAAGCUCAAAAUAAUCUAAUGCCAAUAAGGUACUCUUACUCGGACAUUAAGAAGAUGAGCAGAGGUUUCCAUGAAAAGUUGGGAGAAGGUGGUUAUGGUUCUGUGCAUAAAGGAAAACUUAGAAGCGGCCAGCUCGUAGCAAUCAAAAUGCUUGGAAAAUCAAAUGCUAAUGGACAAGACUUUAUCAAUGAAGUGGCAACAAUUGGGAGGAUUCACCAUUUCAAUGUGGUGCGACUUGUUGGUUUCUGUGCAGAGGGACCAAAGCGUGCUCUUGUGUACGACUUCAUGCCCAAAGGCUCUCUUGACAAAUACAUUUUCGCUCGAGAAGGAUGUACCCCCUUAAGUUGGAACAAAAUGUAUGAGAUUUCUCUUGGGGUGGCAAGAGGGAUCGAAUAUCUUCAUCGGGGUUGUAGUAUGCAAAUCCUACACUUUGAUAUUAAGCCUCACAAUAUCCUUCUUGAUGACAAAUUUGUUCCAAAGAUAUCUGAUUUCGGACUAGCUAAAUUAUACCCAGCAGGCCAUAGCAUUGUGUCCAUCACUGCUGCACGAGGAACACUAGGAUACAUAGCCCCAGAACUUAUCUACAAAAGGAUUGGAAGUGUUUCAUACAAAGCUGACGUGUAUAGUUUUGGGAUGUUAUUAUUGGAAAUGACAGGAAAAAGGAAGAAACUGAAUGCAACAACAGAUGAUAACUCAAGCAACCUGUACUUUCCUUUGUGGGUUUAUCGUGAAAUCGUUGAGGAGAAUGUCUCAGAAAUGGAGGAGGAGGGAAAUAUUGCUAAGAAGAUGAUAAUAGUUGGAUUAUGGUGCAUACAAAUGAGGCCUGCCAACCGUCCCUCGAUGAGAAAAGUGAUUGAAAUGCUUGAAGCAGAAACAAAAAAUCUGGAACUGCCUCCUAAACCCACUUUCAAUAUUGAAGAAGAAGUAGCAGCAGACAACGAAGAAGCUACAAACCAAGCGUCGUCAUCGUCGUUUACAUCAAUUGGAAUUUCAGAAUCUGUCAGAUUAGUUCCUAAUACAAAUUGAGUAAUAUAUCUUUUGAAGUAGUUUGGUUUCUUUGAGCUGUAUCUCUCUUUUUACUGUUUUUCAUUUUGCCUGGUAAUUGUAUGAAAGGAUGAUCGUUUGUGGUUAUAAAAUUGCUACUUUAACCA
This is a messenger RNA of Tripterygium wilfordii, 2355 nucleotides long. Its product is annotated as rust resistance kinase Lr10-like. Gene Ontology annotation, biological process: protein phosphorylation. Lineage: Eukaryota; Viridiplantae; Streptophyta; Magnoliopsida; Celastrales; Celastraceae. The record is from RefSeq and is a predicted model, not a curated record. Bases 47 to 2230 code for a protein of 727 amino acids. Gene Ontology annotation, molecular function: protein kinase activity; polysaccharide binding; ATP binding. The transcript is spliced from 3 exons.